Messenger RNA from Pecten maximus, 1849 nucleotides. RefSeq names its product excitatory amino acid transporter 3-like. Gene Ontology annotation, cellular component: plasma membrane. The coding region runs from base 108 to 1607 and encodes 499 amino acids. The record is from RefSeq and is a predicted model, not a curated record. NCBI's taxonomy places the organism in Eukaryota, Metazoa, Mollusca, Bivalvia, Pectinida, Pectinidae. Gene Ontology annotation, biological process: L-glutamate transmembrane transport. The transcript has 9 exons. Gene Ontology annotation, molecular function: glutamate:sodium symporter activity; neutral L-amino acid transmembrane transporter activity; L-glutamate transmembrane transporter activity.
UUAUACCCCAUCAUAUCCUCUGCUGACACAGGGUACAGGUAAUGUUCAUGGUGUUCAGACGACCCACCACCUUUCCCAGCAACAUUAAUCUUAUGGUGUCUGAUUAGAUGGCUGCAGGAGAUACUUUAAGACGACGUAGACAGUUCUUGACAAAAUGUGUACGGAGAAACCUACUUGUGAUACUGCUCAUAGCAUCAAUGCUAUUCGGAAUCGCUCUCGGUUGUGUAGUGAGAACAAUGUGGUCACCUUCAGAUACAAGGAACAUUUUCUACCUAAAGUUCCCAGGAGAAAUCAUGCUUAAUACACUAAAGAUGGUGUCUGUGCCUCUUGUCGUCUCCAGUAUCAUCUCGUCCCUAGCCUCGUUGUCGAUGAAGACUUCCGGAAGAAUCGGACUGAGGGCACUAGUAUACUACCUGGUCACCACGGUGAUUGCAGUCAUUACUGGCACAGUUGGUAUUGUGAUCAUCUCCAGCGGCAAGGAAACAAUAGAAGACACCUCGGAAAUCUCAAAAGGAACCAGUCAACUUGAUGCACUUUUGGAUAUGAUAAGAAACGCUUUUCCGGAUAACUUGGUGGAAGCAACACUUUCAAAGAAACAAUCCGUGCUGUCUUUACGAAAUGUGGAAAUUCCCAUUAAAAUCGCACCCUUCGAUUUUAACCAUACGAAUGCCAAUGUUACAAGAAAUGGGCCAAGAACAGUUAACUUCACAACUACCGACGUCAUCAAGGUUAUAUCUAUCCCGGGGACCAACAUGCUCGGACUAAUUGUAGCCUCUAUCUUUAUUGGAUGUGUACUCUCCAGUAUGGAAGACAAGGCCAAACCUCUUGUAGACUUCUUCCAGAGUUUGUAUCAGGCCAUGAUGCGGUUAAUUUUGAUAUUUGUUUGGUUUACCCCUGUUGGGCUACUGUUCCUGAUAGCUGCGGUUGUAGUGCAGAUAGAAAGGCCGAUGGAAGCCCUCCAGGAGUUUGCUGUCUUUAUACCUACAGUACUGGUUUGCUUCCUGUUACAUGGCUUUGUUACCAUUCCGACUAUGUAUUUCUUAGUGACAAGAAAAAAUCCGUUUGUAUUUAUGAAGAACAUGUCAAGGGCUCUUGUGACUGCUUUUGGAUCGUCCUCAAGCGCGGCUGCUCUCCCCUUCACAAUGGACUGUCUGAUAAGGAAGAACAGGAUUGACGAACGUGUUGUCAACUUCAUCGCCCCGAUAGGGGCAACGAUCAACAUGGACGGGACUGCACUGUAUAUACCGAUGCUGACAAUUUUUAUUUCCCAUCGACUUGGACUAACCCUGGAUGCUGCACGUUAUAUUAUUAUUGGAUUAUCAGCUAUUGGUGUGUCUGUUGGAGCAGCGGCUAUUCCUGGCUCAGGACUAAUGUAUAUGACAGUGGCAGCAAUGGCAGUCGGACUUCCUGUGGAGCAAGUCAUUCUAACUGCCCCAUUUGAAUGGAUUAUAGAACGAUUUAGGACAGCGAUCAACGUUUCUGGAGAUUCCUUUGGAGCUGGCAUCGUCAACCAUUUAAGUUAUUCCAUGUUGACUAGCGAAGAAGUAGAAUUGCAACAUACAUUAACAAGUAAAGAGGAGGCCGCCGAAAGCAACAGUUUAGUUUGAUAUUGAUAUUUUAAUAUUUUUUUGCACUAUUUACAGGGAAACAGGGUUUAUAAAAACUGUGUUCGUUUGCGGAUAUGCAUUUUUAUGUCUUGUUUAAUACAUUUUAUGCUCACCACUUAGCCCUGAUGAUCUUUUUGAUGUAAUGAUAAGCUUCAGAAUAUAAUAAGAAUAAUAUUAGCUAGCGAUAUUUGAAUACAUUAUGUAUGUAAAUACAUUGAAUAAAUAAGGUUUAAAUACUAGUU